UAAUGUGGUCAGCGGCUCACCCUCAAAGAAGAUUUCAAGAUGGAGGCGCGAGUAUCGGGUGCAGUAAUGGCGUCUCUUUUUCAGGAGCUCACCAAAGGUCAAAACGACGUGGAGGGUUUGUUGUUGGGAGAUUCUACGGGCAGAACGAUAAACACAAUCAGUGACUCACAAGCUGAGAAAUUGAGAUUUGAACGUAUUGCGACUAUCCAAGGAUUUAUACCAUGUAGCAGAGUAUUCAGCUUCUACAAUGAGGUUGGUAAAAUUGACAGUGAAAAGCUGAAGGAAACAUUGCAAAAUAGAGCACAGGAGGUCAUUGGGUGGUACAAAUACAGAAGAAACUCGCAAGCCCUUGUCACAAUGAGGGAGAGAUAUGUCCAUCAUAAUCUCAUGCAGGAGCUGGGAUUUCAGCCUGCACACGAGUUCCUGUUUGCUCUGUUCACCUCAUGCUGUCCAUUAGGAAUGGCAACUCACCUGUAUAACUACCAGGUUUUAUCAGCUAACCAAAUGAAAAGCAAUUUCAAAUCCCACAAGUUAAAAGUUGUGAACCUUAGAGACACUUCGCACUCUGAGUAUCGCUUGCAGCCUCAGAGCAUCAGAACAAAAUGUGAAAGAUUUAACAAUAUCAUUGAUGAUUACAGAGAUGAUUUAGUUAGAUCUGAUGGCUGCUUAACAACUCACACCAUGUGCAUGCAGCUAAUGAUCAAGAUGAAGGAUCUUGUGGAGGAAGUGAAAAAUAGUGAGUCUACGGUCCUUGCUAUGGAGCAUGAAGUUUGUAAACUCAGAGAAAAAGUUCUAAGAAAAAGAGAAAUGAUUCAGAGCUCAGCUCAAAACACAUCUGAAACAAGACCAGCCCAGCCCGGAAGUAACAAAUCCUCCAAUACGAAAGCCCCUCAGCCUGGGGGGUCCAAGGGUAAUCUCAUCGACUUGGACUUCGAAGAAGACUUUGAGCGUGUUGUCGAGGGGGCAGAGAUGCCUCCGAAACCCUCCAUAACAAAGUCUCCUUUUCGAUUUGGCCCCAAAGACGGGACUAAAUCUAUGGGAGUUGACAUUUCAUCCGCUAUACAUGAACAAGUGAAGGAUUUCUUUACAGAGAGUCAAACUCGACAUAAAGAUCACAAGUCUCAACUUGCAAGUAACCAUGAAGUACGUUUGAACUCUCAGAUACAGACUCUCGGCGAGGACGAAACACAAGAUUUUAGCCCAUCAGAAGAUAUGCACAGUAAUGGCACGACGUCACAAACUCUAGCAGCUUCUCCGGAAUUUUGAUUUUUUAGCCCCAGGCGUUCUUACAAGGGAUUGGGUUCCCUGUGGUUGGAAAGAAUUGUGACGUCACAGUAAACCAUCUACCCCAAACUCUGAGCUUGCUCUCCCCAGUCCGUCGCCUCACGGCCAACCACAGGAAUCCCGUAUAGUCUGCAAUAUUAUUAUAUUAUAUGUUCGUAGUAUUUUGUAAAUAGUCGACUGAUAUUCUGAUCUGAAACUUUUGAGGGGUUUGAAAACUUUUCACAAGCCAGCGCUAAACGUGCAAUUAUAGAUGGCCUGGAUCACGCGCGCAGAAUUUCAAAAAUCUUCAGAGGAACAUUGUUUAAGUGCAAGUGUUGUAUAAGGAACUGUAGCGUCAUAGUUGCUUUGAAGAUAUUUCAAUAGGGGACUCGAGCUAAAAGAUCACGUGACCUUGGGUGGCAAAUUCAAAACAAAAUUAUCAAACAAAAAAAUCAGCAAUGACUGCGUCCGUCACACCAGCGAACGAC
This is a messenger RNA of Nematostella vectensis (starlet sea anemone), 1751 nucleotides long. RefSeq names its product BRCA1-A complex subunit Abraxas 1. Gene Ontology annotation, molecular function: polyubiquitin modification-dependent protein binding. The record is from RefSeq and is a predicted model, not a curated record. Bases 40 to 1266 code for a protein of 408 amino acids. Gene Ontology annotation, cellular component: nucleus. The transcript is spliced from 10 exons. Lineage: Eukaryota; Metazoa; Cnidaria; Anthozoa; Actiniaria; Edwardsiidae.